Molecule: messenger RNA, 2742 nt
Organism: Linum tenue
Lineage: Eukaryota; Viridiplantae; Streptophyta; Magnoliopsida; Malpighiales; Linaceae
Source: the annotation of a GenBank genome assembly
UUGCCAACUCUCUCCCUCGGAAAAGAAAUAACCAUGGCGGUGAACAUAACCUCCAUCAAAACCUCCUCCAACGGAGCAUGGCAAGGCGACAAUCCCCUCGACUUCGCCUUCCCGCUCCUCAUCCUCCAGACCAUCUUGAUCCUCGCCGUCAGCCGCUCCCUCGCCUUCCUCCUCAAGCCCCUCCGCCAGCCCAAGGUCAUCGCCGAGAUCGUCGGCGGGAUCCUCCUGGGCCCGUCGGCGUUCGGCCGGAACCACCACUACAUGCACCGGGUCUUCCCCAAGUGGAGCGCCCCGAUCCUCGAGUCCGUCGCCAGCAUCGGCCUCCUCUUCUUCCUCUUCCUCGUCGGCCUCGAGCUCGACCUCUCCUCCAUCCGCCGCAGCGGCAGCCGCGCCUUCGGCAUCGCCGCCGCCGGGAUCACCCUCCCCUUCGUCUGCGGGAUCGGGGUCGCCUUCGUCCUCCGCAGCACCAUCGCCGGCGAGGACCAGGUCGGCUACGGCCAGUUCAUCGUCUUCAUGGGCGUCGCCCUCUCCAUCACCGCGUUCCCCGUCCUCGCCCGCAUCCUCGCCGAGCUCAAGCUCCUCACCACGCGCGUCGGGGAGACGGCCAUGGCGGCCGCCGCUUUCAACGACGUCGCCGCGUGGAUCCUACUCGCCCUCGCCGUGGCCCUCGCUGGGGACGGCGUCCCCGGUGGGCCCCACAAGAGCCCAUUGGUAUCCGUGUGGGUCAUGCUGUCGGGCCUGGGCUUCGUCGGGUUCAUGAUGCUCGCGGUCCGGCCCGCGAUGAGGUGGGUCGCGGGCCGGUGCUCGUCGGAGCACGACGCCGUGGACGAGGCCUACAUCUGCCUGACCCUGGCCGGGGUGAUGGCGUCGGGUUUCGUGACGGAUCUCAUCGGGAUCCACGCCAUAUUCGGGGCGUUUGUGUUCGGGUUGACUAUUCCCAAAGGCGGCGCGUUUGCGGAGCGGUUGAUGGAGCGGAUCGAGGAUUUUGUCUCGGGAUUGCUGCUUCCGCUUUAUUUCGCGUCCAGUGGGCUCAAGACCGACGUGGCGUCGAUACGUGGCGGGAAGUCGUGGGGCCUGCUCGCGCUGGUGAUCACCACGGCCUGCGCCGGGAAGAUAUUGGGGACGUUCGCGGUGGCGAUGAUGUACAUGAUUCCGGCGAGGGAGGCGCUGGUUUUGGGCUUGUUGAUGAAUACCAAGGGAUUGGUGGAACUCAUCGUGCUCAACAUUGGCAAGGAGAAAAAGGUGCUUAAUGACGAGACGUUUGCCAUUCUAGUCCUAAUGGCACUCUUCACCACCUUCAUCACCACCCCAACCGUCAUGCUCAUCUACAAACCCGCCCGCCACGGCGGCGGCGCCGCCGCCUCCUCCUCCUCCCACUCCGGCACCCCGCGCCGGAAGCUCGGCGACCUGACCGCCACCAAGGAAUCCAAAGACGAGCUCCGGAUGCUGGCCUGCCUCCACGGCCCCGGGAACGUGCCAUCUCUAAUCACCCUCGUCGAGUCCAUCCGCAGCACCAAGAUCUCCCAGCUCAAGCUCUUCGUCAUGCACCUCGUCGAGCUCACCGAGCGCUCCUCCUCCAUCAUCAUGGUCCAGCGGGCCCGCAAGAACGGCUUCCCCUUCUUCAACCGCCGCCGCGGCGGCCGAUGGCACGACAGGCUCUCGGGGGCCUUCCAGGCCUACAGCCAGCUGGGCCGCGUCAAGGUCCGGCCCACCACCGCCAUCUCGGCCCUGGCCACCAUGCACGAGGACAUCUGCCACGUGGCGGAGACCAAGCGCGUGGCAGUCAUCAUCCUCCCCUUCCACAAGCAGUACUGGGGCGACGACUCGGUCGAGAACGUGGGCCACGGCUGGCGCGGGGUCAACCAGCGGGUCCUGAAGCACGCGCCGUGCUCGGUCGGGCUGCUCGUGGAUCGCGGGCUGGGCCAGGCUUCCCGGCCCAAUCCGAGCCAGCGGGUUUGCGUUUUGUUUUUCGGUGGGCCUGAUGACCGCGAGGCCCUGGAGCUGGGCGGGAGGAUGGCCGAGCAUCCGGCCGUUAAAGUGACGGUCGUUAGGUUCGUUGAGAGAGAAGAGGCGGACGGCGUCAGCAAGGCCGUCACGCUGCGACCCUCGCCGUCGAAGUCACCCGAGCAGAACUAUAGCUUCUCCACCGCCGAACUAGACGAGGCGGCGUUGGGGGAGCUGCGAAGCAAAUGGGAGGAGGCAGUGGAGUACAAGGAGAAGGUGGCGAGCAGCAACGUGACGGAAGGAGUGGUGGCGUUGGGGAGGAGCGGAGAUUACGAUCUGAUGGUGGUGGGGAAAGGUAGGUUCCCGUCGGCGAUGGUGGCGGAAAUAGCGGACCGGCAGGCGGAGCAUGCCGAGCUGGGGCCGAUAGGCGAUGUGCUGGCGUCGGAUAGGAACGGCGUCGUUUCGUCGGUGCUUGUGAUUCAGCAGCAUGACGUGGCACAUGCGGAGGAGGUGCCGGUGGUGAAAGUUGUGGACAAUGGUGGUGGUGGUGGGUCGUCGUCGGCGGCGGCGGCGGCGACGACGGGAGAGAUGGGCGAUAGUGUUGUGUGAUGAACUACUGAUUAUGAUUAAUAAUUACCUAGCUAGUGGCAAUCAGAUAUAUUCAGGGUUUUCAAGUGUAAAUUUUUAUAAAUAAAACAUGUUGUAAUUAACUAAUUAUAUAUAUAAAUAUUAAUGUGUGUAUGAUAAUGAUAUUGCUUCAAAUUAUAAAAGGAGUGCGGAGUCGUCGUUUUCCCAAGA